AUGAUCUUGAGCAGAAUGGAGUUCUGCGGCCGAAAGAUCCGGACGGCGCCGGCGAAGUCUGUGGAUAGUGAAUGCACGGUCUCGACAAAGAGUUCCGCGUCAACUGUAGCUUCGCUGGACAGCCUGAAGCGUUGUCCCUCAGUCGACAGCAGCUCCAAGCGCUUGCGGAAAAAGAUGCAGGCACAAGAAGAGCUGCUGGACUUGCUCUCAGAGCUUGGUUUCGGUGGUGGGGUGAACAGCCCACAGGAAGAUGGUGGUAGGGUGUUCUUCGUCUUCAAGGCAGAG
This is a messenger RNA of Symbiodinium sp. CCMP2456, 285 nucleotides long. The record is from the annotation of a GenBank genome assembly. NCBI's taxonomy places the organism in Eukaryota, Dinophyceae, Suessiales, Symbiodiniaceae.